Monoraphidium neglectum is the source of this 507-nucleotide messenger RNA. RefSeq lists its product as hypothetical. The record is from RefSeq and is a predicted model, not a curated record. Bases 1 to 507 code for a protein of 168 amino acids. Gene Ontology annotation, biological process: L-valine catabolic process. Gene Ontology annotation, molecular function: 3-hydroxyisobutyryl-CoA hydrolase activity. The transcript has a single exon. NCBI's taxonomy places the organism in Eukaryota, Viridiplantae, Chlorophyta, Chlorophyceae, Sphaeropleales, Selenastraceae.
AUGCCGCGCUUUGUGCAGGAGCUCGCCGCGUGCAGCGCCAGCAGCGGCUGCGGCAGCGGCGACGGCAGCUGCGGCCGUGGCGUUGAUCAGGGCGAGGCCGCCGACCUGCUGCGCGCCGCCCUGGCGGCGCUGCGCAGCAGCAGCCCCGGCUCCCAGGUUAUCACCCUGCGCCACUACGCCGCACUGCACGCGGCAGCGGUGGCGGCGGAGGCGGCUGGGCCCGCGGCAGAAGCGGCGUCGGCGCCGCCGCUGGUGUCGCUGCGGGACGUCAUGAGUCAUGAGUACCGAAUGGCGGUGCGGCGUGUGGCGCAGCCAGACUUUUUGGAGGGCGUCCGGGCGCUUUUGGUUGACAAGGACCGGUGCCCAAAAUGGCGGCCGAGGGACUUGGAAGAGGUGGACGCUGACGUGGCGCCUCGGCUGGCGGCGCCGCUCCCGGCAGGGACUGGGGGCCUUGAUCUGGGGGAGACGGACACGGCCGUGCUGGCUGCUUCGCGGCGGUUGGACUGA